Molecule: messenger RNA, 950 nt
Organism: Cucurbita maxima (winter squash)
Lineage: Eukaryota; Viridiplantae; Streptophyta; Magnoliopsida; Cucurbitales; Cucurbitaceae
Product: probable acetyltransferase NATA1-like
Exons: 1
Coding region: 52-759 (235 amino acids)
Molecular function (GO): N-acetyltransferase activity
Source: RefSeq, a predicted model, not a curated record
AUCAAAUAGAUCCAAUUUCCUCGAGUAAAAACGAUUGGUUUUCCUUCACCAAUGGCCGCCGCUGCUCCUCCGCCUACUCCGACCCCAACGCCAACGCCGCCCAACACAGUUCCGGCGGGUUCUACUCCAAUCGGUCACCCUCUGUUCUCACGAGUCCGUCUUGCUACCCCUCCCGACGUCCCUCACAUUCACAAACUCAUCCACCAAAUGGCCGUCUUCGAACGCUUAACCCAUCUCUUCUCCGCCACCGAAUCUGCUCUCUCCGCCAAUCUCUUCUCCGAUCCGCCGUUCCGAUCGUUCACCAUUUUCAUCCUCGAAGUUUCCCCUAGACCCUUCCCCGAAAACUCCCCUCAUAACGCUAACCCUAACUACACCCCCGUCGUUCACAUCAUCAAUUCCGAUCUCCCUGUGGAAGAUCCCGAACGGGAGAUUUUCAAAUCGGAAGAUGAAAACAUCGCGGUUGCUGGAUUUGUUCUAUUUUUCCCCAAUUUCUCAUCCUUCUUGGCGAAGCCAGGUUUCUAUAUAGAAGAUCUCUUCGUGAGAGAGUGCUACCGGAGGAAGGGUUUGGGGAAAAUAUUGCUGUCGGCGGUGGCGAAACAGGCGGUGAAAAUGGAUUACGGGAGAGUGGAGUGGGUGGUGCUUGAUUGGAACACAAACGCAAUCCAAUUUUACGAGGAAAUGGGUGCGCAAAUCUUGCCGGAGUGGAGAAUCUGUCGACUCACCGGAGAUGCGCUUCAGGUUUAUGGAAAUACUAACUGAAACUAAUGGAGUUUUCACUAUUUCUUUACGCGUUCGUUUUGUAGCUUUUUCAUUUCACUUGAAGAAUCUGGAGAGAAUUGCUUAUGCAAUUCUCAUUAGGGUGUCGUCUUAUCAGUGUAUGGUUUUUAAGUGAAUGUUAAUCUCUGAAGUUUUUGAUCAUGAUCUGCAGUGUUCUUCUUCAUUUUCUGCCA